Messenger RNA from Corythoichthys intestinalis (scribbled pipefish), 1083 nucleotides. Its product is annotated as dual specificity phosphatase 29-like. Lineage: Eukaryota; Metazoa; Chordata; Actinopteri; Syngnathiformes; Syngnathidae. Gene Ontology annotation, cellular component: cytoplasm. The record is from RefSeq and is a predicted model, not a curated record. The transcript has 3 exons. Gene Ontology annotation, biological process: negative regulation of MAPK cascade; protein dephosphorylation. Bases 50 to 619 code for a protein of 189 amino acids. Gene Ontology annotation, molecular function: MAP kinase phosphatase activity; protein tyrosine/serine/threonine phosphatase activity.
AACAACACAACUCUUAAGCUUUGUCGUUAUGACAUAAGCAGGCUAAAUCAUGUGUGAAAGCGACGACGUCACGCCAAGUUGCUACGAACUGGACAAGGUCCUUAAUCGGGGGUGCGCGGCAUACGCGCCUUAUAAUGAAGUGUGGCCUCAAGUGUACAUUGGUGACGAGGCGACUGCAAAAGACAAAUUCAAUCUGAAAAAACUCGGCAUCACGCAUGUGCUGAACGCAGCAGAGGGCACGUGGAACAACGUGGACACUGGCGCCAGUUACUACGGCGACAUGGGUGUGGUUUACCAUGGUGUGGUGGCGGCAGACACGCCCUCUUUUGACCUGAGCCAGUACUUUAUUACCGCAUCCCACUUUAUCGGAACAGCACUAGCUGACCCGAACAACAAAUUGCUGGUGCAUUGUGUGAUGGGCAGGAGUCGUUCGGCCACGCUGUUCCUGGCUUAUCUGAUGAUCAGCGAGGGAAUGACGCUGGCUGAUGCGGCGGACCACGUGAAGACGCGCCGAAGGAUAUUACCCAAUUGGGGCUUCCUCAAGCAGCUGAGGGAGUUGGACACAAAGCUCCAAAACCAACGACAGGGUGCCAAAUGUAUCGGCUCAGAGUCCAGAUAACAUCUAAGGGGUUGGAAAUCAUUAAGUGCAUAGUGGUAUGAAAAAGUACCUGAACUUUCUGGAUUUCUCACAUUUUUGCAUAAAAUCACCAUCAAAUGUGAUUUGUCAAAAUCACACAGAUGUAAAAACAGUGUCUGCUUUAACUAAAACCACCCAAACAUUUAUAGGUUUUCAAAUUUUAUUGAGGAUAGCAUGCAAACAAUGAAAGAAGGGGGAAAAAUAAGUAGGUGAACACUCUGCCCAAGGAGACUUAAAGAGCAAUUGAAACUAGGGCUGUCAAAAUUAUCGUGUUAACGGGUGGUAAUUAAUUUUUUUUAAUUAGUCACGUUAAAAUAUUUGACGCAAUUAACACACAUGCCCUGCUCAAACAGAUUAAAAUGACAGCAGUGUCAUGUCUACUUGUUAAUUGUGUUUUUUGUGUUUUAUUGCCCUCUGCUGGCGCUUGGGUGCGACUGAUUUUGUGG